Molecule: messenger RNA, 1627 nt
Organism: Neohortaea acidophila
Lineage: Eukaryota; Fungi; Ascomycota; Dothideomycetes; Mycosphaerellales; Teratosphaeriaceae
Product: SRP40, C-terminal domain-containing protein
Exons: 2
Coding region: 68-1315 (415 amino acids)
Cellular component (GO): nucleolus; nucleoplasm
Molecular function (GO): protein binding
Source: RefSeq, a predicted model, not a curated record
CGUUCUUCACUUCCUACGAGUUUCUUUGAUCUUCAACACCCUUCGACGAACUCGGCGCGCUUCAACCAUGGCAAAAGGUGUCGCUAUCAAGAGUGGCACAGUGCCUGCACACCUGUGCGAAGCAAUGAAGCAGCCGCCCAAAACGAAAGACGUCCUCAGUCAGAUUGGUGACUUUCUGAAAGAAUUGGGUUACACAGAGAGUCUCAAGGCACUCAAAAGUGAGGCGAAGAAGAACGGGAAUGCCAUCGACAUCCAAGCCUGGUCUCAACUUCAGACACAAGAUAAGAAGAAUGGAGCUUCUGGUUUCCGGCUGCUGGACUUCUGGACUAUUGUCUCCAAACGAUCGCGCAUACCUUCUCUCGACGAUCCCAAAGAUGAUGAUGAUAGCGAAGAGUCGGAGAGUGAGAACGAAGAGGAGGAAGGCGGAGCGGUGGUGGACGUUGAGGCGGAAGUGACAAGUGACGACUCGUCAGAUGAAGAGAGUGAUGCUACCAGCGAGUCGUCGACAAAGCCGGGACAGAAGCGAAAGAGGCAGCUCACACCUGAUUCGUCCAGUGGAAGUUCGUCGGAGGAAGGGUCAAGUUCGGAAGGAGAAACCCUGGAGCCCGACGAAGCUGCUAGCAGCGACUCGGACAGCGACAGCGAUUCAUCCUCGUCUGAGGAGGACGAGCGUCCCUUGAAGCGCGCCAAGACUCCAAACGACAGUGUGAAGAAGGGUGAAGCGCGCAAAGCCAGUGAAAGCAGUUCAGAUUCAUCGUCCGACUCGGACAGCUCGAGUGCUUCCUCGAGUUCGAGCAGCGAGAGUGAUGCCGAGGAUUCGAGCGACAGCGACAGCAGCUCUUCCGACUCGUCAGCACCUCCUCCGAAAAAGAUCAAGAAAGCCGCAAAAGGCAAGCCACCGGUACUGAGCACUCUCAACUCGACGGACGCAACAGCCACUCGUAACGGCUCGGCCAGUUCAUCAUCCGCAACCCUUGCAGCCGAGUCCCCCGUGACAACAACAUCCAAAGAGACGGACACCUUACUCGUCGACCAAGGCAAUAAUCAGACGAAGGAGGUACCGGCGACAAAAGCGAACAUCAAGAAGUUGAAGAAGGACAACACCCCCUUCUCUCGCAUUCCCGCCGAUCAGCAAGUCGACGCGAGAUUCGCCAGCAAUGCCUACGUUUCGUACGACUACGCCGACCGUGCACACCGCGAUCUGAUCGUUACCAAGGGCAAAGGCUUCACGAAAGAGAAGAACAAGAAGAAGCGAGGCUCGUAUCGUGGCGGUGCAAUUGACACCACGCCAAAGGCGAUCAAGUUCGACGACUAGAGAUCGAUGAGAAAGAUCUCGCGAAAGUCGCGUCCAAGCUGGCCACGAGGCUGAAGUGGUGGCAUGCCUUCGAGGCGUCACACCACGAUCAAGUGACGAUCCUACAACGGAAGAUGGCCACGGUUGUAUCUCGAAGAUUUCAAAUCGGAAGCAGGAGCGCAUCGAUCAUUCCUGGAGUCCAAAACAUCACGAGCAUUUUAGGCACUUGGAUGAAGCUGCGAAAACUGAGGCUGCUGUGUGAAAUCAGGAAUGAGCUAAUGUGCUUCACCAACCUAUCUUGCCAAGCUAAUGCUCUAAGUAUGAAAAAGCCCU